Nicrophorus vespilloides is the source of this 904-nucleotide messenger RNA. It is a transcript of the gene RabX6, whose product is annotated as GTP-binding protein ypt1. NCBI's taxonomy places the organism in Eukaryota, Metazoa, Arthropoda, Insecta, Coleoptera, Silphidae. The record is from RefSeq and is a predicted model, not a curated record. The coding region runs from base 85 to 711 and encodes 208 amino acids. Gene Ontology annotation, molecular function: GTP binding; GTPase activity. The transcript is spliced from 3 exons.
ACAAUUUCAUAAUUAAAGAAGUAUUUUGACAGUUACAGUCGAAAAACAAAUGAAUUAUAUAAAUAUUUAUUAUAUGAAAUAACUAUGGCAACAACCAGAAUUCCUGAGCAAAAAGUUAUACUCUGCGGUGAAUAUGGUGUCGGGAAGAGUUCGAUCUUUCGACGAUUCGCAAACAAUACUUUCGUAACUCGCAGUGACAGGCAGUCUACUUUAGGUUUAGAUCACUACGAUAAAAUUUACAAAGUCGAAAAUAAAAAUAUUAAGCUUCAAUUAUGGGAUACUGGUGGCAUGGAGAGGGUUGCUUCCAUAACAUCAAGCUAUUACAAGUUUGCUGAAGCUGCAAUUUUAGUCUUCUCCUUAGAUAAUCCAGCUUCAUUCCAUGUACUCUCACAGCAUUUAUUAGAUAUUGUCACAUACGCUGAGAAUGCGAAAAUUUUUCUAUGUGGGAACAAAGAGGAUUUGGUGAAUAAUGUCUCACAAGUCUCUGAAUCUGAAAUUGAAUCUUUUUGUGAACAGUGCCAUAAUUUAAUCAACACAACAUAUAAAACAUCUUGUAAAACUGGUGUGGGAAUUGAUGAAAUGUUCGAAGACAUUGCAUAUCAGCUGGUUCAAUCAAACAGAUCAAGAAUUGAGUUGCAGUCAAUGGACAGUUCAAGUUUCAAAAUUGUUGGGCCUGCAGAGAAUUUCGAUGAUGAUUCCUGCCUUUGCUGAGGACAUUUCCGCCAUUUUAAUAUGGAUCACAUUCAUUUACAAUAUAAUCUAGUCUGUAGCUUAUAAGCUUUUGUUACAUAAACGAUCCAUGACGUCCUGAAAACUGUGAUUGUUUUCUAUCCACGAUGAUAAGAAAUGAACAAAAUUCCGAAGUUCUAAAACGGAAAUUAUUUAAAAAAUAUAAUUAACUUGC